CACACACACCUCUCUGUCACCAACCCUGAAAAGCAUGUCCGACGCCAACACCAACCCUGUCGCUGCCCCGCCCGCCGACGCCACCUCCAAGCGCGAGCGUGAGGAGACCGCAAACGAGCUCGAAGACGCUGCGCCUGCCCGCAAGAAGUUCACCUUUACGCCCAAGAAGGUGCCUGGCGGGGUGGUGCCGUCGCUGAUAGUUGAUGGUGCGCGUGCGGCCAUCGAGUUCUAUGGCAAGGCCUUUGGCGCCACCUGCACCUCGGCGUACGAGGACGAUGCCGAGGGCUCGGACAAGCUUCAUUUUGCCGACGUGGUUGUGCCCAUUGGCGGCAACGACUUCCACGUCUACAUCUUUGACGACUUUCCCGAGUACAACGGUGGUAAGCCGUCGCAUCCGGGCGCCGACGGCCUCAACGGCACCUCGUGCGCUGUCACACUCAACCUCAUUUCCGCAGCCGACGUCAACACGUGGCACGAUCGCGCUGUCGCCGCCGGUGCCACCUCGCUCCGCCCACCGGCCGACCAGCCGUGGGGUGACCGCUUUGCCCAGAUCAAGGACCCGUUUGGCCACAAGUGGUCCAUUUGCUCCUUUAUCGAGCCGACCUCGUCCUCCUAGACCGUGCCCACCUAUCAGCCACCAGCCACUGCCCACCAGCCACCG
Messenger RNA from Thecamonas trahens ATCC 50062, 661 nucleotides. Its product is annotated as glyoxalase/bleomycin resistance protein/dioxygenase. NCBI's taxonomy places the organism in Eukaryota, Apusomonadida, Apusomonadidae. Bases 35 to 616 code for a protein of 193 amino acids. The record is from RefSeq and is a predicted model, not a curated record. The transcript is spliced from 2 exons.